GUCUGAAUGCUCCACAUUUUUGAGUGUGUGAAAACUGCUUUUUUCCUCGUUUACCCAUGGAUGUGGUGGGUGAAAAUGAGGCCCUGCAACAGUUCUUUGAAGGGCAAGAUGUGCACAGAGCACUGGAGAAUGCAACGGUGGAUACACGUAUGUUGGAAGAAUUUAUAGAGAGUGACCUUGAAUUAUUUGGAAACCUGCAAAACAAACUACCAGAUUCUCCACCAGAUUCCGGAUCAGAGCCUUCUUCACCACCACAGUCCAAAGGUUGUGCCAAUAACUUUCCUUGCAACUUUUUGGAGACUUCUUCUAAGAUGAACACUAAUGGACAAGUCUGUGGUACACAUCAAGAUAGCACUCUGAAGACCAACAGUGCUGUUACUCCCUGCAGUAACUCUACACCUUCUAAUAGCCUUAUCUUAAAUUGCUUGCCUCCAAUAACUUCUCCUAACCCUAGCCUUCCCUUGACACCUAAAAAGAGAAAACACUCUGAGAUGGUGGAGAACCCUCUAGAAUUUCUAACAUGGUCUGGCAAUAUGGGAGAAAUGACUGUUAAGGAUUCUUCUUCUGAGCUACAAGAAUAUGACAGUGAUGCACAGAAUGCGGGGUCCGUGGGAAAAUGUUGCCAUUCCCUCGUAUGGCAACCAUAUCGCAUGUCUCCCUGGAGUUGCUUGUUUAACCAUAAUUAUGAAAAACUGCCCAAUGUGGAAUAUCACGUUGUUACAAACAAAGGAUUUAAUUUUUCAGCAGUGGACGAUGCUUUCAUUUGUCAGAAGAAAAACCACUUCCAGAUCACAGUCUACAUUCGAGUGGUUGGAAGUCCCAAAUUUGUCAAAACCCAUUUGGGCCUGAAGCCAGUAGAAAUGUUUUACUUGAAGGUUUUUGGUAUUAAGAUGGAAGCUCCCAAUCAAGUAAUUGUAAUUGAACAAUCUCAAUCCAACCGAAGCAAAAAACUUUUCUCUCCUGUUAAAGUCGAUCUUCUGGGAGACCAGGUAACCAAAGUAACCAUGGUAAGAUUGCACUUCAGUGAAACGACAGCAAACAAUAUGAGAAAGAAAGGAAAGCCUAACCCUGAUCAAAGAUACUUCAUGUUAGUGGCUGGAUUAUACGCCUUCUGUCAAGACCAAUCUUAUCUGGUGGCUGCCCAUAUCUCGGAAAAGAUCGUUGUCAGGGCCUCUAACCCUGGACAGUUUGAGAAUGACAGUGAUAUGUUCUGGCUGCGAGGGCCUGUUCCUGGAACCACCAUUUGUCAUGGUCGAGUAGGAAUUAACACAGACAAACCAGAUGAAGCCCUGGUUGUCUGUGGAAACAUGAAAGUUAUGGGAGCGGUCAUGCAUCCAUCCGACAGCCGAGCAAAACAAAACAUCCAAGAGGCUGAUACGCAUGAGCAGCUGAGAAGAAUAUCGCAGAUGCGGCUGGUGGAAUUCGACUACAAGCCUGAAUUUGCAUCUGUUAUGGGAAUUAACCAGAUCCACGAAACAGGAGUAAUCGCACAGGAAGUGCAGGAACUUCUACCAAGAGCAGUAAGAGCCACCGGAGACUUUACAUGUAAAAAUGGAGAAAAAGUUGAUAAUUUCCUCGUGGUUGAUAAGGAUCAAAUUUUUAUGGAGAAUGUGGGUGCCGUUAAGCAGCUCUGCAAAUUAACUAACAAUCUUGAAGUUAGGAUAGAAGAGCUUGAAACAUGGAAUCAGAAACUAGCCAGACUGAAACGGAUCAGCAGCUUGAAAUCAACAACUAGUGAAAAGAACCCAACAAGGAAAUUUAGCCAAGCUACUCCUUGUUUGCCAUCACGAAACUCGGUUCCCAUAAAACCCAGCAAGAUGUGUUUUCCAGCAAAGAAACAGUCAUGGACCAACUCCAGGAUUUUCAAGAUCACUGUAUUUGCUUUGGUUGCUGUUAUGGCACUCUGUGCUGUGACCAUAGCCACCCUUUAUGUACUUAGCAUCCUAGAAGAAGACGUCUUCCUUUCCGAAUACAGCAAUUCAACAAGUCCAAUAACACUCCCUCCAUCCACCACUGUGACAGUGACCAGAUACAAUACAAUGUCUUCAAACCCUGAACCAACUGACAUCACUCCUGAAGUGAAUUUCUGUGGCAUUUUACCCUGUCACAAAACAUACUGCUGUUCAAUUCAUCAGACAGUAGGAAAAAAUCGAAAUUACCCACAGAUGAAGGCAAAGGAAGAGAGAAACAAAAGGAAAGGACUAUCAGAACAAAAGUGGUUCGAGAAGCCUGACCUUGGAAAUGACUGGAUUGACACAACGAUCAGAUCUAUGCAGAUCUUGGAGACGCAGCAAAAAAUAGACCAUCGCUAUUGCAGCAAAAACCUACAGUGCGGGUCUGGAAAUUAUAGUUACAUUGUUCCUCUUAACAAACACACACCUCUCAAUGUAAAAAUCUCGCUGGAAAUCAAUACAACAGAACCAUUAAUUAUAUUUCAAUGCAAAACCACCUAUGGAAAUUCCUGCUCAGAUCAUCCACAAACCCGUAAGAAGAGGGAAUCCUUUCAACUAACCACACAGGGAUUCCAGCAUGUUUGGCUUCUUCCCGUAGCUUCCUUGUAUGACAGUGCAUACCAUUUUCGCGUUGCUGCUCCAGACCUUGCGGAUUGUUCAAUGGAUCCUAACUAUGCCGGGCUAUUUUUCACGGAUUACUACUUCUAUUUCUAUCGCAACUGCAUCUGAAAGGAUGGCUUUAACUCUUUUU
Molecule: messenger RNA, 2703 nt
Organism: Elgaria multicarinata webbii
Lineage: Eukaryota; Metazoa; Chordata; Lepidosauria; Squamata; Anguidae
Gene: MYRFL
Product: myelin regulatory factor like
Exons: 25
Coding region: 57-2681 (874 amino acids)
Biological process (GO): positive regulation of DNA-templated transcription; protein autoprocessing
Cellular component (GO): nucleus; endoplasmic reticulum membrane
Molecular function (GO): sequence-specific DNA binding; DNA-binding transcription factor activity
Source: RefSeq, a predicted model, not a curated record